AUGAACUUACAGCCCGACGCUCCAAUACAGACGGUCAGAAGAGAAACGCCUCAGUAUCUACGAACUCAGUCACUACAGUCAUCCUUUGCCACCAACGAGUACUUGUCUGAUCAUGCUUCCGACGCCGCCAGUCAAAAAUCCGACGACACCAAAGCAAGCUAUGAGACUCCACCGUCGAGGAUAUCGACACCGAUAACAAGAGAUCCAGAUCCAGUACAACCACAACCUAACCAGGCCGACUCAGAGAUGACUCUCCCUACAAGACCAGGUGUCGUGCAUCCGGCGCCUCUCAAUAUUCGACAUGACCGCAACGACGGACAAAGCACCGUGCGGAUGCUGUCGGAUUUGGAUGAGAUGAGCCCACCGACACCUGAAGUGGACGACACUCCAUACAUACGAUUCGCCAUCGAGCAGCUGACGAGAGACGAGGACGUGCUGGGCCGUGGCAGACACAGCACUGCAACGCCGCCUGACGAACAGUCCCCGAUACUAUUCGGACCAGCAGAUCUCGAUUCACAACGCAGCCUGAACCUGAACACACCCACCCCCUCCUCUGUCCCUAACACUCCGCCUCAAGCGAGCCCACCGCGGCAACCAAAGAUUCAACGCAAACCCGUGGCCGAGGAGGUCAUGGUUCCCGUUGAUCUCUCCAAAGACCUUCGAUCCCGACUCGGCUUUGUACCAUUACCACUUCGCCUCCCCUUUCUGGGCCUGUACUUGUUUUUAUGCCUCUUAAUGAUUGCCGCCUUGAUGUUCAGUUUGAUAUUUGCCUCGCGAAAUCACGGGCUCUAUGACUACGACGGAAACGCGACUCCACGAUACUUUGUUUUCCAAUACCUUCCGCAACUCAUCGGCAUCCUCCUCAUCAUAUGGCUGUUUCAAAUCGAGGCGGCAGCGUACAGAUCUUGGCCAUAUUUCUGCAUGACACCCCGUCAUCACGCGCAUUCGAUAUUGCAGAAGAUGCGUAUUCUGCCGGCAAACUAUCUUUUACCAGACCUCGGCUUUUUCAGAAACGGUGAAAAGCUGCUGGGAAUGUCUCUUAUUAUUUUCUGGCUGACCAACUUCACCAUUCCAAUGCUGAGCUGUCUCUAUCAAACGCAAUGGAUCACUGACGACGGUCCUGCUCGAUUCAGAUGGACCACUGUUCGAGGCGUUGGGUGGACGCUAGUGGCACUGUACAUUCUGCUCGCUAUGGCUAUCAUAUACUGCAUCGUUUAUUUCCGACGCAGCAACUCGAACCUCCUGUGGGACCCGUGUUCAUUGGCCGACUUGAUCUGCCUGUUUCGACGGUCGAAUGUGUGCACGGAUUUCGAGCAGAUGGAAGUUCCGUUGGGACCAGGAGCCAAUGGCCAGAACCAGAUUCUACCCCGAAAACUCCGGUUGGGUUUCUGGACGACGACCGAACGGCCGGAUGUGUUCCACGCCGUAGGAGAAGAAUAUGCACCCAUCAAACGUCUCUCUAUGUCACCAAUACAAGUCACCGAGAAGAAGCCCGCCGCAGGCCUCACACAUCCCGCCGAAGCACUUGAUGUUGACCUCGAGGCGGCUCAACAGCGCCACUCGUACGGAUCUGCAUUUUCUCGAACCAUCCACUCGCCAUACGUCCGCUACCGCUGGACACCAUGGUACCUGCGCGAUUCGGCGGUGCUGGCUUGGAUCAUCGCGGCGAUUCUGUUGCUUAUUGCCUUUUUGGUAGUGAGUUUCGUGAACCACGCCGUGGAGAAAGGAUUCGACCCACUUCUGACCUCGUUGACCGACCGUGAUGGAUUCUCUCCGGCCGAUUUUCUAUACAGCUUUCUUCCAUCGUUUCUCGGGACGGUGCUGUUUCUGGCCUGGCAGCCGAUUGCCAUGUAUUUCAGGGCCGUGCAACCGUUCUGCAACCUCUCCCAGCACAGAGGUGCAGACGCCCGUCACUCCUUGUUACUAUCCUACCCAGCCCAGGGACCUAUCGGAGUGAUUGUCCGCUCACUCGCCAACGGCGACUACCGCGUCGCAUACGUCAGUUUUGUGUCCGUUCUGGCGGCUUCGAUCCCCGUCCUCGCGGGCGGUGUGUUCACUGCCCAGUUCUUUGCUGCUGAAAAUAAAGUCAGAAUGGUCGCCAGUAUGCCCGGGUAUAUUGCUCUGUGUGUCCUGCUGGCCAUCUAUGCGCUUUCGUAUUUGAUGAUUUGGCCUACCAGGAAGCGAUAUCUGCCACACAAUAUCAAUACCAUUGCAGGCCUGAUGAGCUGGCUGUACGCGAGUCCGCUGUUGGCCGAUGGUGCCUUUUCGAACGUCGGGUCCAAGGCUGAACUGGUCGAGAGGUUGAGUGGAGGGAACUCUGGCACCAAGCAAACAGUUACUUUGACUGGCGAUGGAGCUGGCAAGGGCAAUGGCAAUGCUAGUACUCGCCGGCAACGACGACGUUAUGGCGUCGGUCGAGGUACUAGUACUCGUACCACCACACCAGCAGCAGUGACAGCACCACGAUACGCGUUCGGCAUCUACAUUGGUCGCGAUGGACGCGAACAUCUCGGCAUCGACCGGCUCCAGCGACCAGGAAGUCGUGAAAUGCUGGUCGUCCCUACAUCGCAGUGA
This is a messenger RNA of Exophiala dermatitidis NIH/UT8656, 2574 nucleotides long. RefSeq lists its product as uncharacterized. The transcript has a single exon. The coding region runs from base 1 to 2574 and encodes 857 amino acids. Lineage: Eukaryota; Fungi; Ascomycota; Eurotiomycetes; Chaetothyriales; Herpotrichiellaceae. The record is from RefSeq and is a predicted model, not a curated record.